Messenger RNA from Gilbertella persicaria, 546 nucleotides. Its product is annotated as HSF-type DNA-binding-domain-containing protein. Gene Ontology annotation, biological process: regulation of DNA-templated transcription. The transcript is spliced from 2 exons. The coding region runs from base 1 to 546 and encodes 181 amino acids. Gene Ontology annotation, molecular function: sequence-specific DNA binding; DNA-binding transcription factor activity. Lineage: Eukaryota; Fungi; Mucoromycota; Mucoromycetes; Mucorales; Choanephoraceae. The record is from RefSeq and is a predicted model, not a curated record.
AUGGUGAUUGAUAAUCAGUUUCAACAUUUGAUUGCUUGGAAUUAUACAGGCAGUAGUUUUAUUGUAUGCAAUAUCAUGGAGUUUUCUCGAGAUGUAUUACCGAAGCAUUUUAAGCAUAAUAAUUUUAGUAGUUUUGUCAGACAAUUAAACAUGUAUGGAUUCCAUAAGGUCAACAAAUCCCCACGUGGUCAUCGAACACUAGCAGAGAAUCAAAUAUGGGAAUUCUCUCAUACCAAAUUCUUGCGCGAUCGUCCUGACUUACUAGACGAAAUUAAGCGCAAAACGAUGGAGUCUGAUACUGUACGACGUGAGACCGACUUACAAGCACAUAUAGCCAUGCUGCAGGUAUCUCAGACUGACAUGCUGCAACAAAUUAAUCAUUUAUAUGAUAAUUUCAGCCAAGUCUUUAAAGAACUGCAUGAAACAAAGCAAAAGCAAGAACAACAGCAAAAAUUAGUCAAACAUGCCAUGGAAUAUAUAGCACAGCAAAAUGGAGGUAAUUUAGCAUUUUUAUAUUGUGGGUUACUUAUUUUUUUUUUUUUAUAA